This is a messenger RNA of Trichoderma gamsii, 1161 nucleotides long. Its product is annotated as methylthioribose-1-phosphate isomerase. The transcript has a single exon. The coding region runs from base 1 to 1161 and encodes 386 amino acids. NCBI's taxonomy places the organism in Eukaryota, Fungi, Ascomycota, Sordariomycetes, Hypocreales, Hypocreaceae. Gene Ontology annotation, molecular function: S-methyl-5-thioribose-1-phosphate isomerase activity. The record is from RefSeq and is a predicted model, not a curated record.
AUGUCGGCCCUGGAAGCUGUCAAGUACCAGCGAGGCAAGUUGGAGGUCCUCGAUCAGCUUCGCCUGCCCCACGAAUUCCACUAUGACCCCGUCUCGACUCGACAAGAGGCCUUUGACAGCAUCGCGACCAUGCGAGUGCGAGGCGCCCCGGCCAUUGCCAUCGUAGCCAGCUUGGGACUCGCUGUCGAGCUGCACAACAACCCCAUUGCGGCGGCUUCAGACUCUGAGCUUAUUACGCGCAUCGACGAGGCAUUGGAUUACUUGAAGGAAAGCAGACCAACGGCCGUCGAUUUGUCCAACGCCAUUGCCCAGCUAAAGGCAAUCAUCCGAACCGCUGAAGGAAAGGGACAAGGCGCUAUUACCGAGUCGUUUAUCGAAGAAGCAGAGAGGAUAUUCAAGAAGGAUCUCCAGAACAACCUCUCAAUAGGGGACUUUGGCACUCAGUGGCUCCAAUCUCAAGCUGGCGCUUCAGCAGAGCAACAGAUUUCUGUGCUGACACAUUGCAACACUGGCGCACUCGCCACCUCAGGCCAUGGAACAGCCCUUGGAAUCAUCCGUACGCUUCACUACAAGGGAUUCCUCAAGCAUGCCUUUUGCACCGAGACUCGACCCUACAACCAGGGCAGCCGCCUGACAGCAUUCGAGCUGGUCCACGAGGGUAUUCCCAGCACGCUCAUCACAGAUUCCAUGGCUGCUGCGCUAUUCCGAACCAAGAAAACAGAAAACAACAUUGCUGCCGUCAUCGUAGGAGCUGACCGUGUUGUUCGCAACGGCGACACCGCAAACAAGAUUGGCACCUACCAAUUGGCUGUUCUGGCCAAGCACCACGACAUCAAGUUCAUUGUAGCCGCUCCCACGACAAGCAUCGACUUGGACACCAAGACUGGCGACGGCAUCAAAAUUGAAGAGCGAAAGAAGGAAGAGCUGACGCAGAUCACUGGUGCGGUUGUUGGAUCUGAUGGCCAGGUGAAUAAAGAGAACAAGGUUCGCAUUGCGACAGCUGACCAGCGGAUCGACGUUUGGAACCCUGCAUUCGAUGUUACUCCCGCCGAGUUCAUCGAUGUGGUUGUGACGGAGAAAGGUGCUGUGGAGAAGGGGCCCGAUGGCACCUUUGACUUUAGCAAGAUUCUACCUGAGCGAUGGGCCAAGCUGGCUAAUUAA